Gryllus bimaculatus (two-spotted cricket) is the source of this 2095-nucleotide messenger RNA. The record is from the annotation of a GenBank genome assembly. NCBI's taxonomy places the organism in Eukaryota, Metazoa, Arthropoda, Insecta, Orthoptera, Gryllidae.
AUGGCUGAUAGUUAUGUCUUCUUUAAAUUUCGCGCGAAUUACAAGACAAAUGAAUCACGUGACUUGAAGUCAGAUGAACCGAAGCGGAGCUCUGGAGAUUCGCGGCGGGAUCAUGUGGUGCUCAGGGCGUUUGACAUAGAUCGUUUUUAUUCUGUACAUUUUUGGUACAAACGUUUAUUAAAAAUGAUUAAGGCAAUAUUGGUUUUUAAUAACCAUGGGAAACCAAGAAUGUCAAAGUUCUACCAGUACUUUAAUGAAGACAUGCAACAACAGAUUAUUAAAGAGACUUUUCAACUUGUGUCCAAGAGAGAUGACAAUGUUUGCAAUUUUUUGGAAGGCGGAAGUUUGAUUGGUGGUUCAGAUUACAAGUUAAUAUAUAGACAUUAUGCUACACUCUACUUUGUGUUUUGUGUCGACUCUUCAGAAUCAGAACUUGGCAUUCUAGAUCUUAUUCAAGUUUUUGUUGAAACUCUUGAUAAAUGUUUUGAAAAUGUCUGUGAACUUGAUCUCAUCUUUCAUGUUGAUAAGGUUCACUAUAUUCUAAAUGAACUUGUUAUGGGAGGAAUGGUAUUGGAAACUAACAUGACAGAAAUCCUCACUAGAAUCGAAGAUCAAAAUAAAUUAGAAAAACAAGAGGCUGGGUUGGCCGGUGCUCCAGCACGUGCUGUGUCUGCAGUCAAGAGCAUCAACAUUCCUCAACAAAUAAAGGAUAUAAAGUUACCUGAUCUGCCUCAAGCCAUUAAGGAUUUGAAGUUCUGAUUAUAAGUUGUAUUGAAAUGGUCAAAGUAUGACUAGAGAAUACAUUUAUCUACUACUGGAACUAGAUAUGGAAGCAUGUAGGGUUAGAUGAUUGUUGGUUUUAAUAGAUUGAUUAUUUGCAUAGGCCAUUUCACUACAAUUGCAUGGAGUUUUGUUAAUAUUAUUUUUAUAGAUUGUGCAAUAUAAACAUCUCUUUUGCUCAUGCUUUGGGUAUUGUGGGUUUGCUGAAUUGGUAUUUUGUUUUAUAAAAAAGACUAUCUCCCUAAAGACCUAGAUGUGUUGAGUUGUGGAUAUAAAGAUAUGUAAUUUUUGUGUGUAAAAGUUGGCUUGUAAGGGUGUUAUCUGGCCAGCACUAUGUGCUUAACACGUUCUGACUCUUUAUCACAACAAAGAGACAGAAAUUCAAUAAGUAAGUCUGAGAAAAGGCAAUCCCAAAUGAAUAUCAGAAUCAUAGACUUCAAGAAAGGGUUCUUUUGGGGCAGUAUUUAUCUAUACAUUGAAAAAUUAUAGUUUUGAAUCUGUUAUUUCGUUCUUAUCAUAUUGAACAUUUUUGUAUUUUCCUAAAGAUUUUCUAAGGAAAGCAAUAAUUAUUCUAAAUAUUGGUCUCUUUGAAAGUUUAUUGUGAAUUACGAAGAAGAUAUUUUAGAAUUAUUCUACAUGCCUUGUUUCUAUUGAUUUCAUUGUGAUAAUUUUUUAAAAUAUGGACAUUUUCAGAGAACCCUUACUAUUUAGAGAACUUAAGAGAAGUUAAUAUGACUGUUUCUAUGGGACUUUCCCUUCUUUAAAGAUUUACCUUGAUAAAAUAAUUGCAAGUAAAGUGACUUUUGUAUAUCAGUUCUUUUGUCCAGAAUGUUGUGUGUUUAUGAUUUUGAAUUUUCUGUCAGCCAUUUAUCCAAAUUCUUGCCAGAUGUGAAAUUAGGAGUCUUUGAUAACUUCAGAGCAUUACAUAAGGCAUCAAGGGUGCUGGCUUUCAUGCCCUUAAUCCUUUAAACAGUAUACUUUUUUUAUAAUUGCACUUUCUAGUGGGAUUGAUUCCUUUUCUCAAGUAAAGCAUUCCUAAUGUUAUUUUAAAAAUAAGAUUUAAAAAAUAUCAUCCAGAUGUAAUAUUUUUGUAUUAUCUGCUCACAAUUGCUCAGGCUUUCACCAUGUCAAAUGCCUCUAGUAAAAAAAAAAAAAAAAAAAAAAAAAAAAAAAAAAAAAAAAAAAAUGUAUUUAAGACUUGCUGUUUUUCCACUUGGCAAUGUGUAUUUAUCACUGCACUUCCUUUUAUAAUUGUUUUCAUGGAUCACAAAAAAUUUUGUACAAAAAGGAGGAAUAAACUUCAAAGUAAAUGUAA